This is a messenger RNA of Galendromus occidentalis (western predatory mite), 1471 nucleotides long. Its product is annotated as cytosolic 5'-nucleotidase 3. Gene Ontology annotation, molecular function: magnesium ion binding; 5'-nucleotidase activity. The transcript is spliced from 4 exons. The record is from RefSeq and is a predicted model, not a curated record. The coding region runs from base 129 to 1061 and encodes 310 amino acids. Gene Ontology annotation, cellular component: cytoplasm. Lineage: Eukaryota; Metazoa; Arthropoda; Arachnida; Mesostigmata; Phytoseiidae.
GUCUGCGAGCGAACUUCACCAUCUCGGGAUCGGGAUACUCCAUAGGUUGCUCCCUAUAAAAUUCUGCCGCUUUGCUCACCAUAUCUCGGAAACCUAUGCUCAAGCUGAUCUGAGAGUGCAGUCUACAGAUGUCGUUCCGGCAUCUCGGGCGUUCAGUCGUAGCGUCAGCGGCUUGGCUGAAAGAACAUCCAACGGUUCGCAUACGAGAUACUCAGAAUGUGCAAACGAAGAUCAAUGGUCUGAUUCGCGAAGGUCCGUCGAGAGUCCAGCUGAUCACCGAUUUCGAUCGCACACUUUCUCGCACGCACUACCAUGGGAAACCUGUAUCAACGUCUUAUUGUAUAUUCGAGGACGAUCAUCACGUGAAGGAAGAGUACAGAGAUCUCGCCGUCCAGCUACGGAACAAAUAUUAUCCUAUCGAAAUCAACCCGAAUCUCUCCAAUGAACAGAAACUGCCCCACAUGAUUCAAUGGUACAAAGAGAGCUUCGAUAUCGUCCUGAAGCUGAAAGUUCAUAUCGAUGACCUGCCGGCGAUGGUCCAGCGCGCAGAUCUCCACUUGCGAGAACACACCGUGUCACUAUUCAGUCUAUUGGCUAAGAAGGGUAUUCCAAUCCUGGUAUUCAGUGCUGGUUUGGGGGACGUAGUUCGCAUAUCCCUCGAUCAGCAGGGCGCUCUCUGCGAUAACGUCACUAUACUAUCGAACUUCCUCGAAUACGAUCAGCAGGGCUGGCCCGUGAAAUUCAGUGACACUCUCCUGCACAUGUACAACAAAAGCGCCCUCUUCCCACAUGCUGGUGAAUACUACAGGAGCGAAAAAGUCUCCAACCGGAAGAACGCUGUCCUACUCGGAGAUUCGAUAGGUGAUUGCUCCAUGGCAGACGGGGCUCCGCAAGUCAAACCGCCCCCCGAUGGAGAUAGUGUUGUCCUGAAGAUCGGCUUCCUCGAUCACGACGUCGAGAAGAGACUGGAAACAUUUCUCUUCCUCUACGACCUCGUUCUUGUCGAUGACCAAACCAUGGACGUGGUUUCGGAACUCUUCGAAGAUGUUUGUCAAUCUUGACCAAUAUAGGUCUUUAGGCUUCACAUACCAUAAUCUCAAUAUGAUUUCCAUGCGCUGCUGACAUUAUCGUAGGAUGGAGUCGUUUGUAAAUUAAGCUGUGGACUUGAGUACUUCGCGGCACAAUUGUACAGGGUUCAGAAUGAGCAAUGCCGUCGCUCGUCUCCUCAUCGAGUUUCGAUGAGACGCUCCAAAUAGUCAUAUGUAUUGUGUGUCUGCUUGUCUGUUCCUAUCCGAUGAAUGAACAGAAUUCCCCCUAGGGAUAUCACAUGUAACCUCUAGUAACAUUUGCGGAAGCUCAUUAACCCGAUCUGACAGUAUUUCUAGUCAUAAUGAUUGGUGAAUGAGUUUGCAAGAAACGUGUCUCAGCGAAGCUGGGACAACGCUCGGACCCCGUGCUCGAAUGGGUUCAG